Messenger RNA from Pseudopipra pipra, 1627 nucleotides. RefSeq names its product VAMP associated protein A (gene VAPA). The coding region runs from base 207 to 956 and encodes 249 amino acids. The transcript has 6 exons. The record is from RefSeq and is a predicted model, not a curated record. Gene Ontology annotation, biological process: neuron projection development. NCBI's taxonomy places the organism in Eukaryota, Metazoa, Chordata, Aves, Passeriformes, Pipridae. Gene Ontology annotation, cellular component: endoplasmic reticulum membrane; plasma membrane. Gene Ontology annotation, molecular function: FFAT motif binding.
GCUCGGGGGCGCGCAGCAGAAGCGGCAGCGCCCGCUCUCGGCCCGCGCCCCGCCGGUAGCGCCCGCAGAGCCGCGCCGAGACAGCGCCCGCCCGUCGUGAGGGAGCGGCAGCACCGCCGGCCCCCUCCGCCCCUCCUCCUCCACCGCCUCCUCCUCCUCCUCCGCCCUCUCCCCCGCCCCUCCUCCAGCCGGAGCGAGCGAUCGAGAUGGCGGCCGCCGGGGCUCUGGCGAAGCACGAGCAGAUCCUGGUGCUCGAUCCGCCCACCGACCUCAAAUUCAAAGGUCCCUUUACAGAUGUAGUAACUACAAAUCUUAAACUACGAAAUCCAUCAGAUAGAAAAGUAUGCUUCAAAGUGAAGACCACAGCACCUCGCCGAUACUGUGUGAGGCCCAACAGUGGAAUUAUUGACCCAGGAUCAUCUGUAAUUGUUUCUGUAAUGCUGCAGCCUUUUGACUAUGACCCAAAUGAGAAGAGUAAACACAAGUUUAUGGUACAAACAACCUAUGCACCACCAAAUAUUACAGAUAUGGAGGCAGUGUGGAAAGAAGCAAAACCUGAUGAGUUAAUGGACUCCAAAUUGAGAUGUGUGUUUGAAAUGCCCAACGAAAAUGAUAAACUGAAUGAUAUAGAUGCAAGCAAAUCCGCCCCAGUACUGAAUACAUCUAAGCAGGAUGGACCGAUGCCAAAACCACAUAGUGUUUCACUUAAUGAUACUGAAACAAGGAAGCUGGUGGAGGAGUGCAAAAGACUUCAAGCAGAGAUUAUGAAGCUGACAGAUGAAAAUCGGCACCUGAGGGAUGAAGGCUUGAGGCUCAGAAAGGUAGCGCACUCGGAUAAAUCUGGAUCACCCACAGCUUUGGCCCUCAGAGAUAAUGGCUCUAAUUCUCUUCCUUCACUUCUUGUUGUAAUUGCAGCCAUUUUCAUUGGAUUCUUUCUAGGGAAGUUCAUCUUGUAGAAAGAAUGAGUGAGAGAAGCAUGCAAAAGUGCAGCUUCCUUCCUUGUUUUUUUUUUUUUUCUUUUUUUUUUGGUUUCGUUUUGUUUUGUUUUUUUGUUUUCUCUUGGCCAGAAAAAGGUUUGUUUACCUACCACAUCAUGGGUAGUAUGGCCCAAGUGGCCCUUUUUGUGUACAGCAUCAUAACAGGCUUUGCCUUUAAUGAUCUCGCACGGUUAGAAAACACAAUCUGAAAAAGACAAACUGUUCGGCUGCUGGACAAAAUUGUACAUUAAGUCAUCAAUAGCAGGUACCAGUUGCACAGUCAGUCCUUUAUGAAAAUUCAUAAAUAAAGAAUUGUUCUUUCUUUCUGUGGUUUUAAUAAGAAUUCAAAAAUUGUUCAGAGUCUUGUAAAUGUUAUUUUAAUAAUCCUUUAAAAUUUUAUCUGUUGCUGUUACCUCUUGACAAAUGAUUUAUUAGAUUGCUAAUCCCACUCAUUCAGGAAUAUGAAUACAAGAGGUAUUCUGGGGGAAAUGGUGCCUCUUACUGUGUAAAUUUUCUCCUUACCUUACUUUGCUAAUAUCAUGGCAGAAUUUCUUUCUUUUUCCUUGUGAGGCAUUGUUGAGAGUUCUUCAUCCUUACAAUCCUGUCCCAUAAUAUUUAACAUGACAAAAGAAAUAAAAUUGUUAACAGAU